UGAUUAAUUACUGUUUGUUUUGUGGGCGAGCCCCUCGCGUGCUGGUCUUGUCGUUUCCCUUGGAACCAUAGAAGGCAAGAGUCCGGAGCUGCGGAACGGGGCGUUGGGAAGGAACAUCUUCCAUCUGUAUCUGAUUUAUAAUGAGUGCCAAAUCUGCUAUCAAUAAAGAGAUUUUUGCACCACAUGAUGAAAGGAUGCUGGGUGCAGUCCAAGUAAAAAGGAGAACGAAGAAAAAGAUUCCUUUCCUGGCAACUGGGGGUCAGGGUGAAUACUUAACCUACAUUUGCUUGUCAGUGACAAACAAGAGACCUGCACAAGCAUAUAUUACAAAAGUUAAACAAUUUGAAGGUUCUACAUCUUUUGUACGAAGGUCACAAUGGAUGCUUGAACAGCUUCGCCAGGUUAAUGGUUUAGAUUCUCAUCGGGAUUCCCCAGAAUUUGAUUUAUUGUUUGAAAAUGCUUUUGACCAAUGGGUGGCAAGUACAGCCUCUGAGAAAUGUACAUUUUUUCAAAUUCUCCAUCAUACUUGUCAACGGUAUCUUACAGACAAAAAGCCAGAAUUUAUUAAUUGCCAGUCUAAAGUUAUUGGAGGAAACAGCAUAUUACAUUCAGCAGCAGACAGUGUGACAAGCGCAGUACAGAAAGCAAGCCAGGCUUUGAAUGAGCGCGGUGAAAGAUUAAGUCGAACUGAAGAAAAGACAGAGGACAUGAAAAACAGUGCUCAGCAGUUUGCAGAAACUGCACACAAGCUUGCCAUGAAACACAAGUGUUGAAAACGAUUGCCUGGAGAUCUUUCUAAAUGGAACUGCAAAAAUAGGAUUGUCCGUUUUUAGUGAAAAUGCAAGUCUGUGUCUCUUUUUUUCCAACGAUUGGUAAUCAGUUCCAAUUAUCAUGUAGGAAAUUAGUAUUCCUACUUUUUCUAUUGCUAUGCCAUUCAAUGUCUGUCUUUUUUUAAUAUUUAAAAUGAGAUGGUGUUAAUAUGUAAAUUGGACCAAAGGAUAUAUUGAACUGCACUGAUCUGCAAGAAUCUAUUGUUCCCAUUAUUGUGUAAGGAUACAGUAUUUUAGCUGCAAGAAAGGUGAUCAAGUCACAGUGAAAUCCAGUAAUUGUUAUAAAGUUGUUUCUUAGAGCAAAUUUUGAAGUAAACAUGUUCAUAACUUAUAUUAUGAAGUGUUCACAACUUCUAUCACAGGGCAACAAAAAUAAGUUGCUAUGAAAAACAGCUUGACUUCUCAGUUCUACCAUUUUUAGCCAACUUAUUUUGCACGUGUCAUCACUAGCAUGGAGAAUUUAAAUUUGAAUUGUCCAUCAUGUUGUCAACACUGUUUUUUAAAAAAAUCUUUUUCUUAUGGUCUGAGUUUAUUUUAAUGUUACCAAAACACAUUAAAAAUGUUAAGGAAAGGCUGAUUAAAUUGAUAAAUAUGUCAAUAUUUUUUCUGGAAUCUAACUCUUACCUUUAUAAAUGGAAAAACUGUC
Messenger RNA from Pseudonaja textilis, 1476 nucleotides. RefSeq names its product syntaxin binding protein 6 (gene STXBP6). Gene Ontology annotation, cellular component: exocyst; plasma membrane. Gene Ontology annotation, biological process: Golgi to plasma membrane transport; exocytosis. The record is from RefSeq and is a predicted model, not a curated record. Gene Ontology annotation, molecular function: phosphatidylinositol-4,5-bisphosphate binding. NCBI's taxonomy places the organism in Eukaryota, Metazoa, Chordata, Lepidosauria, Squamata, Elapidae.